AUGGCAGCUUUCAACCUCACCCCCUCUGACCCUUCAACAUUCAUCCUCAUGGGCAUCCCUGGCUUGGAAGCUGCCCAUGUCUGGAUUUCCAUCCCUUUCUCUAUGUUCUACAUUAUUGGCCUGUUAGGAAAUUUCAUGGUUCUGUUUGUUGUAGGCAAAGAGCAGACCCUGCACAAGCCGAUGUACCUGCUGGUCUGCAUGCUGGCACUCACUGACAUCAGCAUGUCUACCUCUGUCAUACCGAAGGCACUGUGUAUAUUUUGGUUCAAUUUGAAAGGAAUUACUGUGGGUGGCUGCUUCACCCAGAUGUUCUUCCUUCAUACAGUUAUUGUAGUACAGUCAGCCGUCCUCGUGACAAUGACCUUUGAUCGCUAUGUUGCCAUAUGUAACCCUCUGAGAUACGCUACCAUCCUCACUAACACAAGAAUAGCUAAGCUAGGGCUCUUGAGUUUGAUAAGAGCUGUUCUCCUCAUUCUGCCUAUGCCCCUGCUCCUGAGUAGGCUUCCGUUCUGUGCCAACCACAUUAUCCCUCACAUGUAUUGUGAGCACAUAGCUGUGGCAAAGAUGUCAUGUGGGGACACCACAGUCACAAGGAUGUAUGGCUUGGUGACAGCAUUUGUUGUCAUUGUCUUAGACCUGAUGUUCAUUGCCCUGUCCUAUGGUCUGAUCAUCAGGGACCUCCUCAGAAUUUCCUCCAAGGAAGUCCACCAGAAAGCCCUCAGCACCUGCACAUCUCACAUCUGUGUGAUGCUGAUGUCUUAUACUCCCUGCCUCUUCUCCUACCUGACUCAGAGGUUUGGUCAGGGCAUCGCUCCCCACGUUCAGAUCAUCUUGGCCAGCCUCUACUUCCUUGUCCCCCCAUGCUCAACCCUAUCAUUUAUGGGGUAA
This is a messenger RNA of Mauremys reevesii (Reeves's turtle), 888 nucleotides long. RefSeq names its product putative olfactory receptor 52P1. The transcript has a single exon. Lineage: Eukaryota; Metazoa; Chordata; Testudines; Geoemydidae. Gene Ontology annotation, molecular function: G protein-coupled receptor activity; olfactory receptor activity. The record is from RefSeq and is a predicted model, not a curated record. Bases 1 to 888 code for a protein of 295 amino acids. Gene Ontology annotation, biological process: G protein-coupled receptor signaling pathway. Gene Ontology annotation, cellular component: membrane.